Fraxinus pennsylvanica is the source of this 1254-nucleotide messenger RNA. Lineage: Eukaryota; Viridiplantae; Streptophyta; Magnoliopsida; Lamiales; Oleaceae. The record is from the annotation of a GenBank genome assembly.
AUGAAAACCAAUUCAGCCACAGGGUGUUUAAGAGAAAGAAAUGGUCUCCGCGUAUGCCGAAAGUCGAGCAUGAUAUCUAAGAGUCCUCUCUCUCAAGCCAGAGUUUCUCAAAAUUCAGAAGAAGUUGCAACUGUGAUAAAUAAUGAUCAGGCUGGCGUUGGUCAACCGCAAAGUGGUGUUUUAGUGGUAAUUGAGCCCUUGACAGUAAACUUCUGCUUCAAUAAAACACAGCGUCUGGAAGUAGUGACCAUCUCUCUGUGCCACUCCAGCAGCAGCAAGUCUUCUGAGCAUCAAGAUUUCAAUUUAUCGGAUUUCUACAUCUCUGACAAGAUUUUUUCUGGAUUGCCUAUUGAUAGAAAUUUGACAUAUGAUAAUAACGUUGAUUCGAUAUUCUUACCUGAUUACAAAUGUGAAGAGUCAAAUGUAUUUUGUGAUUUGGCUGAGGACUACAUGGUAUUGCCUCUUCUCGAGAAUACUUUGGAAACUAGGUAUGACCAUGAUGGCAAAUCAUCAGGAGAAACCAUUGGUGAUGUCAAGGAUUCAAGCUUAUAUUUGGCAAUUCAUCAACUGAGAUCCUCCAACCAAGAUACUGACAUUAAUAUCUACCCCAACUACGACCCAGCAGAUUGCUUUGAUCCACAGGUUUAUAUCAGAAAUCUCCCUGACCAGCUGGAUGCAACAUCAACAUUGCCGAACACCAAUGUUCCCAAAGAAAAGCAAAAAGCUAAACAGAUCACAUUAGUUCUCGACUUGGAUGAAACACUUGUGCAUUCUACCCUCGAAUUCUGUAGUGAUGCAGACUUCACAUUUCCUGUUUUCUUUAACAUGAAAGAGCAUAUUGUGUAUGUGAAGCAUAGGCCUCACCUCCGGAUGUUCUUGGAAAGAGUUGCUGAGAUGUUUGAAAUGGUGGUGUUCACUGCUAGUCAAAGCAUCUAUGCGAAACAACUUCUAGACAUUCUGGAUCCAGACGGAAAGCUUAUUUCAAAACGAGCAUAUCGUGAAUCUUGCAUAUUUGCAGAAGGAAGUUACAUGAAAGACUUGACAGUUUUGGGUGUUGAUCUUGCAAAGGUUGCCAUUAUUGAUAAUUCUCCACAGGUUUUCAGUUUGCAAGUGAAUAAUGGCAUUCCUAUUAAGAGUUGGUUUGACGACCCAGCGGACACUGCACUUAUUUCACUACUUCCAUUCUUGGAGACUUUGGUUGAUGCUAAUGAUGUUCGGCCCAUAAUUGCUAGGAAAUUCGGUAACAAGGAAUAA